Molecule: messenger RNA, 2816 nt
Organism: Tachyglossus aculeatus (Australian echidna)
Lineage: Eukaryota; Metazoa; Chordata; Mammalia; Monotremata; Tachyglossidae
Gene: GLUL
Product: glutamate-ammonia ligase
Exons: 7
Coding region: 103-1371 (422 amino acids)
Cellular component (GO): cytoplasm
Molecular function (GO): glutamine synthetase activity
Source: RefSeq, a predicted model, not a curated record
AGGGCCGGGAUGCGCUUGGAGAUCUGAUCCCGCUCCCCUCCGACCAGGGCGAGGCUGGCACCGGAGGCCGGAGAGGGCAUCGCGCCUCCCGGGGCCCCAGUCAUGGUCAGAUCCGCCUCCGCCAGGGCCAAGCGACCCCGGGGCCGCAGGGCGAAGAAGAGCCAGUGCCCGCAGCUCCUCGCCCCCGUGGCCUCCCUGGGGACCACGUUUCAGCAGCAGCAGGGGCGAUGGCAGGAGACUGCUUCCACCAUGACCACCUCCGCCAGCUCUCACUUGAGCAAAAACAUCAAACAGAUGUACAUGGACCUGCCCCAGGGCGAAAAGGUCCAGGCCAUGUACAUCUGGAUCGAUGGCACCGGAGAGGGCCUGCGCUGCAAAACCCGAACCCUGGAUAGUGAACCCAAGAGCAUUGAAGAACUGCCAGAGUGGAACUUUGAUGGAUCCAGCACCUUUCAGUCAGAAGGCUCCAACAGUGACAUGUACCUCGUCCCAGCUGCCAUGUUCCGGGAUCCCUUCCGCAAGGACCCCAACAAGCUAAUUUUCUGCGAAGUUUUUAAAUAUAACCGCAAGCCUGCAGAGACCAACCUAAGGCACACCUGUAAAAGAAUUAUGGACAUGGUGUCGAACCAACACCCCUGGUUUGGAAUGGAGCAGGAAUAUACUCUCUUGGGGACAGAUGGACACCCUUUUGGCUGGCCCUCUAAUGGCUUCCCUGGGCCCCAGGGUCCGUAUUACUGUGGUGUGGGAGCAGACAAAGCCUAUGGCAGAGAUAUUGUGGAAGCUCACUAUCGUGCGUGCCUCUAUGCCGGUGUCAAAAUCGCAGGAACAAAUGCUGAAGUAAUGCCAGCCCAGUGGGAGUUCCAGAUAGGCCCCUGUGAGGGGAUUCAAAUGGGAGACCACCUCUGGAUUGCCCGCUUCAUCCUCCAUCGGGUGUGUGAAGACUUUGGGGUGAUCGUCACCUUUGAUCCCAAGCCCAUCCCUGGAAACUGGAAUGGAGCAGGCUGUCACACCAACUUCAGCACCAAGGCCAUGAGAGAAGAGAACGGUCUCAAGCACAUCGAGGAGGCCAUUGAGCGACUAAGCAAGAGGCAUCAGUACCACAUCCGGGCCUAUGACCCUAAAGGGGGGCUGGACAACGCCAGGCGACUGACCGGCUUCAAUGAAACCUCCAACAUCAACGAGUUCUCAGCUGGCGUGGCCAACCGAGGAGCCAGUAUCCGCAUUCCCAGGACCGUCGGCCAGGAGAAGAAGGGUUACUUCGAAGACCGCCGGCCCUCUGCUAACUGUGACCCUUUCGCCGUGACCGAGGCGCUCAUCCGUACGUGCCUGCUUAACGAGAGUGGCGUGGAGCCCUUCGAGUACAAAAACUAGAUGGACUGGGACUUUCACGACAGCCCCCCAACUCGACCCUAGCCCUGGCCUUGCUGCCCUCUCCCUCCCAGAUUCACCUACUAGAUGUAACUCUAAGGGCACAAGAUAUACCAUGAUUCUUGCGCUCAGGUGAUAACUUGUGCUUUUUGAGGUUUGGGGGUGGGGUGAGUGUUUUGCGGGGGCGGUGGGGGGAGGGAAAUCCGCCACCUCGCCUGCAUCAUUGAUGCUUUGGAAGACUGGGGGAGGGGACUGUAACCACUGCUUCCAUCUAAUCGAUUUUGUGCAUUCAACAGCCAUCAUUCAGUGGCUUCCAGAAACUAGCAGAAGCCUCGCUGAGGGGAGGUCUGGGGUGUGUAUUGUAUUGAGGCUAGAGUCCCCAGCCUCUUAGAGUGCCCAUUCCGGUGAAUCCGUAGCCAGCUUUCCCUAAAGGGUUCUGGGAAAGGGAGGCUAAAAAAAUGCCCUCUGUAUCUGUGUGCGUGUGUGUUCGUGUGUUCUCUUUUAGGGUCCCUUUGGUACACGGUUAAGCACCAUAGCCAGAAGACAAGGUGCACUGGGAAAGUGGGGGGGGGACGACACUGUGUACUGAUACAUUUCUCAGUUUUAGAAGAGGAAAAGUUAUUGCCACUUAAACUCUCCCACUCCACCACUCUCAUUUAUAACAAAAGCAGAGCAGUAUUUUUAUAUUUAAAUGUAAAGACAAAAAAUUGUGUGCGGGUCUGAAACCAAUUGGGUCUGGUCAUAUUGGGUAUCGCUCAAGGGGGUGAGGUCAGAAAGAUCACCGAGAACAGGGAUAGUAGGAAAGGUACAGGGAAGGGGAAGCUAAAGCAGCAGUCUUUAUCUUGUGGCUUUUCACACUUCUCAACCACCCACAAGGCUCAUGUACAGACUUGAAAGGCACAUUUUGUCACAGUUGGCAUGCCAGCAGAUGACAACACCAGGGAACACCAGUCCGUGGUGCCCAGGUGGUUUAAAAGUGCUUGCAGAGGGUGGGGGUGUGAGUGUGCACCACACACACACACACACACGCAUGCAUGUAUACAUACAGAGGUUUAAAUGAGUUGGCUGGUCAACUUAACCAUGUUACUGACAGUGGGGUGUGGGUGUCUUAUUUUCUGGUGGGAUUAGCAUGUCACUAAAUAAAGCAGGGCUUUUGAUAUAUAAUUUUUUUUUUUAAAGCAAAACAAAAACGGUUAGAUUUUAAUGUUUCUAGGGUUCCUAAGUUGUACAGUUUUCAGUUAUGUGUUCGAGGCUCCAUUGUUGAGCUGUCCCUUCCCAGCACACCCCUGGGCCCAUCAGGGUUAGGCAACCUGACACUAGGGGAUUCAAAUAGUUGUGACUUUGUGUAGUUUCUGGUUACUCUUCCUCAAUUGCCGGAUAUUCCUUUGCAUUUGUCAAACUUCUGAAUAGUUUUUCUUUUAUAAUAAAACCAACCACCUUAACCCUUA